UUAGGAAACAUUUUUAGCAUAAAGUUGUUUGAUUGAUCACGUAGAGGUCUUAUCAACAAAGAUAAGAUACUCCCAUUAACGAGAAGUGUAUUUAAAAGGAAUAUCAUCAAAACAUCAUUAUUCCUUGCGAAAAGAACACCAAAUAAUGCACACCCUGAGAAUACUCAAUCUCCUGCCAUUCCUGGCACUUACGGUUCUUGCCUCUGAGGAUACCAGAGUAGAUCCAGUAGACGUCCUCCAGAUCAAAAACGUCCUCAUCGAGAACUAUGAGGGAUCUCUCAAACCAGACACUCUCCAACUCUUCCCAAACAUCGAACACCUCGAAUUCAAACAUAACAACUUCACCAUCUUCAACGCCGACUUCCUACGUUUGCUUCCAAACCUCCAGACCUUGAAAAUCGCCAAGAACGCCAUGAAAGAGGUAGAAUUCAACGCGACAGGAUGUUGCGGAAAACUGGAAUCGAUAGAGCUUGAGAAGAGUGGCAUCGGCGGCCGACUAGAAGAGGCUCUGAAGCAGAUUGGUACCAUAAAAUCCCUGAAAUACAUCAGUUUGGCCGACGAGAACCUCCCAGUCCUUCGAGAAGACGUCCUGGUCAACCCCAACUUGGAGGAACUGUCCAUCUACGCAUGCGACUUGGAGACCAUAGAAGAUGGCGCUUUCAAGAAGUUGCAACAGUUGAAAACCCUCGAACUGAGAGUCAACAGACUCGGCUGGAUCAACAAGGAGGUGUUUGCACCUUUGACCAACAUCAGGAAGAUCAACCUGGAUCAGAACCGCAUGAUCCAAUUGACCACUGAUAUGUUACCGCCCUUGCCUAAUUUGGAGGUGCUGAUAGUCAGUUUCAACAAUCUCCAUCUGCUGGAUCUCGAAGGUGUUAAGAACGUUGCGCCAAAGCUUAAAACUGUCGACAUAGGUGGUUUUGUCCAGAAAGGUGGAAUGGAAAUUAAAUCUGGAGGUGUUCACUUUGUUGGUUUUGUGAUCAAAACGAGGUAUUGAGAGUACAAUAAAGUCUUAUUUGAA
Coccinella septempunctata (seven-spotted ladybird) is the source of this 1021-nucleotide messenger RNA. Its product is annotated as P-granule-associated novel protein 1-like. The transcript is spliced from 2 exons. The coding region runs from base 146 to 997 and encodes 283 amino acids. Lineage: Eukaryota; Metazoa; Arthropoda; Insecta; Coleoptera; Coccinellidae. The record is from RefSeq and is a predicted model, not a curated record. Gene Ontology annotation, molecular function: protein binding.